Messenger RNA from Phoenix dactylifera (date palm), 2300 nucleotides. RefSeq names its product putative polygalacturonase. Gene Ontology annotation, biological process: carbohydrate metabolic process. Gene Ontology annotation, molecular function: polygalacturonase activity. The record is from RefSeq and is a predicted model, not a curated record. NCBI's taxonomy places the organism in Eukaryota, Viridiplantae, Streptophyta, Magnoliopsida, Arecales, Arecaceae.
ACCACCAACCAUCUUGACCUGCUUCCUCUUCCCUUUCACCUCACUCCACGUCCCGCUCUUUUUAAAUCCCCCUUUCGCCAUGGUUAAAACCCUAGCUCGCCAAACCCUAAUUUAUCCCCCCCAAUUCCCAAUCCGUCUCCUUUCCCUCCGCCCGGAUCCAGUUCUUUCCGAGAUCUAGCUAUCGACCUAAAUUUAAUUUCAUCUAUUUUCGUAGAGUAUUUCUGAAGAUCCGGUUGGUUUUGUUCUUUUUUGUUGUUAAUUUGUGUUUCUGGUUUGGCUUGGUGGGGAUUGGUUGGGAUAAUGGUGGAGAUCGGGAGGUUCCCCUUCCCCAACCACCGGCGGUGGCUGCCGGGGUUUGUCUCGACCCACAGGACCCUCUUUUUGGUGAUCUGGGUCGUGGGGUUUGCGACGGUGUUCCUGUGGCAGAGCAGCUCCAUCGACGGGCUCCUGUUCUUCCGGCGGGCGCUGCCGGAGAUGGCAGCGCCGAGUCUCCGGCCGUUUGCGUACAAUAUCACGGACUUUGGUGGGGUUGGGGAUGGAGUGACACUGAAUACUAAGGCGUUUGAGCGCGCGGUGGCGAAGAUCGCGAGGCUCAGGCGGAGGGGCGGCGGGCAGCUCAAUGUGCCGCCUGGAGUAUGGCUGACAGCGCCGUUCAAUCUCACGAGUCAUAUGACUCUGUUUCUUGCAGAAGGUGCCGAGAUUCGUGGAAUUGAGGAUGAGAGAUAUUGGCCAUUAAUGCCACCAUUGCCAUCAUAUGGAUUUGGGAGGGAACAUAAGGGACCUCGAUAUGGAAGUCUGAUCCAUGGCCAGAAUCUGAAGGAUUUGGUUAUAACAGGAAACAAUGGUACCAUAAAUGGACAAGGUCAAGCAUGGUGGACAAAAUAUCGCAAAAGACUUCUCAACAACACUAGGGGGCCUCUUGUGCAGAUCAUGUGGUCCAAAGACAUAGUUAUUUCCAACAUAACUUUGCGUGAUUCUCCUUUUUGGACACUUCAUCCCUUUGACUGCAAGAAUGUUACUGUCACAAAUGUUACCAUCUUGGCUCCUGUUACUGGAGCUCCAAACACAGAUGGAAUAGAUCCGGAUUCAUGUGAGGAUGUGGUGAUAGAGAACUGUUACAUAUGUGUAGGCGAUGACGCAAUAGCCAUAAAGAGUGGUUGGGAUCAGUAUGGAAUUGCAUAUGGGCGUCCAUCUACUAACAUUUUAAUCCGCAAUCUCACUGUUCGUUCUGUGGUGAGUGCUGGAGUAUCAAUAGGCAGCGAGAUGUCUGGAGGAGUUUCAAAUGUUACCGUGGAAAACCUUCAUGUCUGGGAAUCAAGGCGGGGCAUUAGAAUGAAGACUGCCCCCGGGAGAGGAGGCUACAUUCGCAACAUAUCCUACCACAAUGUGACCCUUGAUAUUGUUCGUGUUGGCAUUGUGAUUAAGACUGACUACAAUGAGCACCCUGAUGAAGGCUUCGAUCCGAAGGCUGUUCCCCUCAUUGAGAACAUAUCCUUCAGUGGGAUUCAUGGUGAGGGAGUCCGUGUCCCAGUUCGGAUCCAUGGCAGUGAGGACAUCCCUGUGAAGGGUGUCAGCUUCCGUGACAUGUCCGUGGGUAUAACCUACAAGAAGAAGCACAUAUUCCAGUGUUCCUUUGUUCACGGACGUGUGAUAGGGUCCAUCUUCCCUGCACCAUGUGAGAACCUCGACCUUUAUGAUGAGCAGGGGCAGCUGGUGAAGCAAUCAGUGUCACAGAACAGCACGGACAUUGACUAUGAUAUUUGAAAAAUUUGUUCACUCUCCAUUUUCCAGAUGGGAGGAGUGCUGGGUUAUUCUUUGGCAGUGAUCGUUCUGUCAAGGAUCUGUACCCAAGUUUUUUCAUCCCCCUGGCUUGUACAUACCGAGUUUUCAAUUUUUCAUAUUUUUUUUUGGAAUAUCAGGUGAUAGAUGGUCUUGCAGCACUCUGUUCUCUGCCCUCAAAAUUCUUGAAUAAUUAAUUUUGCAGAUGAUAGUCUCAGAGAGAACUUCCUGGAUGCAUGUUGGAAUUUGGAAGAGCAGGGGAGAUGCUUUUAUUCCAUGUUAUCUGUAAUUUCUCCGCAAAGAAACCCCGUUGUACCAUGGUUUCAGAUGACAGCUACUUUAAUGGUGUACCAGAUUUUGUGCUGCUCUAUCAGGUUGUGGACAUGUAUGCGUGUGAUGCCCAAUGUGGCAAUAUAUGUUAAACAGCUGGAAUGUGACAGUACUAGAGUAUGAAAUACAAGCUCUAUGAUGUGAACUUUGUAUCGAAAACUUAAAACGAAUACAUCUCUCGACCUUUCUAA